AUGGCGGAACACGCACUGGAAAUGGGACACAAGAUAGAUUUAGAUGUUGAGGUUUUGAGGCGAGGACUACGAUCCACGCCACAGAAACUGGUGGCUGAGGCGUUAGAAAUCGCCAAGCAUCCAAACAGAAGGCACGGAACUGGCAAGCGUGUGGAGAACUGUUUUGGAUCAGUCGAGCUGGCACGUGUUGCUCGACAUCAUGCUAAUCGUGAUUCUGGACUUUGUUCUUCCGGGAAACCACUUGAUGAUGAAAUCAUACACCGUAUCAAGUCGCUCACUGGAUCGCGAGGCUUGUUUUUUUUCUCAUACGCACAAACACGUCGCAUUAAGCUGACACCGGACAUCGAUUGUCUGCAGCGCCUAGUCAGCGUAGCAACCACUCAUGUGCCGACGCGCCCACAUGCACGCACUGGGACCUACAUAAAGGCAAACCGAACCCAGUCAAGACACAGACUCGAGCGCGCACAGGGAGCAGGACGUCAACCUCUCCACAGGUCCACGGACAACCAUGGAGUACGUGUAGCAGUCUAG
Molecule: messenger RNA, 531 nt
Organism: Opisthorchis viverrini
Lineage: Eukaryota; Metazoa; Platyhelminthes; Trematoda; Opisthorchiida; Opisthorchiidae
Exons: 3
Coding region: 1-531 (176 amino acids)
Source: RefSeq, a predicted model, not a curated record